AGGAGUCGGGUAUUUUAGAGAGGUUAUUCAGCGGUAUGUUCUGCAGGCAUGUGGAGGAUGUAGACAGCAAUGAGCUGGUACUCUCAGACAGAGAUGCACACUUCAGAGAGAAGGUCAAUGAGCUGAGAUCAUCCACGGCCUGCGCCUUGCCCCUUCCGAUGCCAGCAGCUGACAUGGUGCUAGCUGCACGUGCAAGCGCUGUGCAGGCCAGCUACCAGCUGCAGCCCCCGAAAGGUCUAUUGCCAUUGCAUGCCACAGGUCCUUCAUUCAGCACUGCCUCCACAUUUGCGUCACUGUCUUCAGCCCAACAAGGGUAUCUCGCGGCUCGCAGUUCUUAUGGCUUCUGAACAUUUGCUGUUGGCUCCUGACAUCCUUGAUGAUUUUCUCGCGUUUUUUAUUUUGUUUUUCGAAGCCUUGGGUGGCUGCAAAUCUGAAGUGACAAUCGGCUCCUUCAGAGUGCAACCCAAAAAGGUGCGUGGCACGGCCACUGCAGCAGCAAGGGCUGCUGCAUGAAUCAGGAGAUGCAUGAAAGUCAGGGUUCUGAGCAAGAGUUCAUCAGUGAGAUGAAUGUUGGGCGAAUACAGAGAGGGAACCAAAUUUGCGUUGAUGCGAAAAAUUGAACAAUAAGAAACGACAAC
Messenger RNA from Cladocopium goreaui, 638 nucleotides. NCBI's taxonomy places the organism in Eukaryota, Dinophyceae, Suessiales, Symbiodiniaceae. The record is from the annotation of a GenBank genome assembly.